GGCUACCGCAUUCAAGAGAGCCAUUCCUUAACAAAGAAAAGAGAUAAAUGUAAAUAAGCUCACAUUUUCAGAAUGAGCGGUUUGUUGUAAGAAGCUUCGGCAGCCCAGAGUCUGUUACUUUGGGCUGGGCGAACCUUUCCCUGUAAAAAAAUAUGGAUUAAAAUAUGCACUUCUAAAGUGCAAGUUGUCCAUUUACAUGUUUAUUAGCUAAUUGUCUACAGGCAUGAGCACAUUCUUUCAUCUUGCACACUCUUUCUUGGGGAGGAAAAUAUUUCUUACCAGUCUCUAGUCUCAAAGUGGUGAACCCUGCAGCCAGCAGGCCUUCUGAAAAAAAAAAAAAAAUCAAUGGGUGACAGAAGAUUCAUUGACUUUCAAUUUCAAGAUUUAAAUUCAAGCUUCAGACCCAGGUUAGGCAAUGCUACUGCCAAUAAUACUUGCAUUGUUGAUGAUUCCUUCAAGUAUAAUCUAAAUGGUGCUGUCUACAGUGUUGUAUUCAUCCUGGGUCUGAUAACCAACAGUGCCUCUCUGUUUGUCUUCUGCUUCCGCAUGAAAAUGAGAAGUGAGACUGCUAUUUUCAUCACCAAUCUGGCCCUUUCUGAUUUGCUCUUUGUCUGCACUCUACCUUUCAAAAUAUUUUACAAUUUCAACCGUCACUGGCCUUUUGGUGACACCCUUUGCAAGAUCUCUGGGACUGCAUUCCUCACCAACAUCUAUGGGAGCAUGCUAUUCCUCACCUGUAUUAGCGUGGAUCGUUUCCUGGCCAUUGUUUAUCCCUUCCGAUCUCGUACCAUUAGGACAAGGAGGAAUUCUGCCAUUGUAUGUGCUGGAGUCUGGAUCCUAGUCCUUAGUGGUGGUAUUUCAGCUUCUUUGUUCUCCACCACUAAUGUCAACAAUGCAACCACCACCUGCUUUGAGGGCUUCUCCAAACGUGUCUGGAAGACUUAUCUGUCCAAGAUCACCAUAUUUAUUGAAGUUGUUGGUUUCAUCAUUCCUCUGAUAUUGAAUGUCUCUUGCUCUUCUGUGGUGCUAAGAACCCUUCGCAAGCCUGCUACACUGUCUCAAAUCGGGACCAAUAAGAAAAAAGUGCUGAAGAUGAUCACAGUGCAUAUGGCAGUCUUUAUGGUAUGCUUUGUACCCUAUAACUCUGUCCUCUUCCUGUAUGCCCUAGUGCGCUCCCAAGCCAUUACUAAUUGCUUGUUGGAAAGAUUUGCAAAGAUUAUGUACCCAAUCACCUUGUGCCUUGCAACUCUGAACUGUUGCUUUGACCCUUUUAUCUAUUACUUCACCCUUGAGUCUUUUCAGAAGUCCUUCUACAUCAAUACCCAUAUCAAGAUGGAGUCCCUGUUUAAGACUGAAACACCUCUAACCACAAAGCCUUCCCUUCCAGCUAUUCAAGAAGAGAUUAGUGAUCAAACAACACAUAAUGGUGGUGAACUGAUGUUAGAAUCCACCUUUUAGGUAAUGAGAACUGUCUUUAGGUCCAGAUAUGGUCUUUCUUAUGAUUUUUCCUAUGCUAUGAACAAGACAGUUUGAAGCUAAUGAUACUGAAAACAGAUUAAUGUACUGAAUACAGUCAGAUACAUUUAUUUGAAUGUUUAUUGUGCAUAUGCUGUUUUGUUCAAUAAUUAUAGGUCAGGUCUAAUUACAACAACCAAAAGAGAUUGCCAAACUCUUCUGCUGUGUUGUAAUUUCAUUGUAUCACAUUAUAUGAGUAGCCAGUGGCCUUGACUUUAGUGAUAUGGAGAUUAUUUUAAAUUUUUUUUUAAAGAUAUUUCCACUUUGGUAAUAUUUGGUAAUUAGGUUGGGCCUAUAAAUAUAGAACAAAUUCAGGGAUUAUUUAAAAAAAAAACUUUGUGUUACUACUGAUACAUGUGAGUCUUUUUUUCCAUUUUUGUAUUGUCAUAGAGUAUAUUUUAGCUCAAGAACAUAUUUUAGCCUAACAUUAUUAAUAAGAAAUGUGUCAAAUUUAAAAGAGCUGGUAAAAUUUAUUGUAUAUAUUUUGAAAGUAGAAACAUAAAUUGUGUUUGCCUGAAUAUGGAUGGGAAGAAACAAAAGUAACUGGAUUCACACAUUUGCAGGUCCCAGCAGUGUCAUUUUUUUAAAAAAAAUCUUCCUUUUUUUUAUACUACAUUAAAAUUUCCAUAUGAAACUUCAAAUCCAGAAAGCUGCUAAAUGUGUGCCCCAAAUAAGUACAAAAUAGAAAAUCACAUAAAACAACAAAUAUCCAUUAAAAAACUAGCAACACCAACAUUUUUUCUUAAUUUCCAAUUAUCUUUCUUUUGAGAGACUGAUUCUAUAAAAUAUUCUUCAUAUAAAACUUUGGAGCACAAUGCAGCCAGAAUACUGCUGCAUUUGUGCCCAGGUCAGGAGCAAAUUGAAAAAAAAAAAAUUAACAACAAAAUAUUAGCAAAAAAUAAAACAAUAAAACACAUUUAAAAAUCUUUCUUAAAACUUUCUUAAUGUUUUUUUGGGUGGAGAGUAGAGAUCUGUAACUUUAAAUCACUUAUUCUCUCAUAUUAAAUUUUGGAGCACAAUGUCCCAGAUUGCUGCUAAAUUUGUGGCCAGGUCAGGAGCAUAUUGAAAAAACUACAUAAACCAACCCAAAUCAAUAAAAUAAAACUCAGAAAAAAAUUACAAAACAAUAAAAACAACAAAAAAUAAUUCCUAACAUUUGCAUUUAUAUUUUAUUUAUUUUUUGAGGUUCUGUAAAUUUAAAAAUACUGUAUCAUUUGUGUGAAAUUUUAGAGUACAAUACAGGUAGAAAUCUGCUAAAUUUGUGCCCAAAUCAGGACCAAAUUGAGUGAAAAUACUCAUAAAGCAACCCCCUACAAAACAAAACACACAAAAAUUUAAAACUUGUAUUUUUUGAGCAUUUGUAAAACUUGCAAAAUACCAUGGCUUUCAUAUGAUGCUUUGGAUCAAAAUGCAGUUAGGAAGCUACUAAACUGGUGCCUAGUUCAGGAGCAAUUAAAAUCAAUAUUUACAAAUAUACAAAAGACAAUAAAACAUUUUUUUAUAACCCACUUAAACAACAAAAUAAAUAAAAUAAUCUUUAAAAUGUUUUACUGUUUAUUGGAUGAAAUGUAGAUUUAAGAAUAUUAAAAUAUGUAAAUAGAACUUCUGAGCACAAUAUAGCUUGAAAGGUGCUACAUUGGUGCUCCUGUCAGAAGGAAUGGAAAUAUAUUCCCUCAUCUACAUUCCUCACACACACACACAAGACAAAACAAUUAAAACAUUGCAAAACAAUAAAACAUUCUGAGAAUUUGUAUUAAUUAAUUUUUAAAAUAUUUGGAUGAUAUGGCAACUUAAAAAUGCUAAGACUUUUAAAGUAAAUCCUCCAUGAACAAUGCAUCUUGUAAGUUGCUUAAAUUGUGCCAGGAAGUGAUUAAAAACAAAACAAAACAAAACAAAACAAAAACCCCAAACACCAUAAAACAUUAAUAGAAAAGGUAAAAAUUUUAAACAAUAAUCAAAUUCCUAAAAUUCUCAUUAACCUUUGUUUUUCUUUUUGAAGAUAUAUAGAUUUAAAAAUACUGAUUUUUAAGUUUAAAACAUGAGCAUAAUGUAACCUUAUUUUUUCUUACAUGAAUCCUUUAUAUUUUAUUUUAUUUUAAUUGCAGUAUAGUUAACAUACAGUGUUAUAUUUGUUUCAGGUAUACAAUAUAGUGAUUCAACAAUUCUAUACAUCACCCUGUGCUCAUCACAAGUGCACUGCUUAAUCAUCCCCAUCACCUAUUUCACCCAUACCCUCACCCACUCCCCUUACAUGAAACCUUUAAAUCAAAUGUUACUGUAUGUAUAAAUCCCUAUCACUAAUGGAAACUAUCCAACAUUUUUAUACCAAUUGAUUAAUUAUGAAUUAUUAUUUUCUCCUCCUUGUAUUAACAUUUGCUAGUGUAACAUUCUCCCAAAACUAUAUAACCAUUACUGAAUGAGGAGAAUGUUUUCAUUGUGAUUCUGUAAAUCAAAAGUAUCCACGCCCAGAACAGAAUUUUUGGAUGCUCCAAUACCAAAUCCUGACUUAAUACUGUUUGUUGAUGAGUCUUAUAUUAAAGAAAGAAAGAAAGAAAAAAACAAUUCCAGGCUUGAUAUACAGUAAAUUGCCUAGUUUCUUUUGUAAGAUCUGUCUCCUUACCAGGACACAAAUGACUAAAAUGACUAAAUCUGAGCCUGGGUUAGGGAAUCAUUGAAAAAAAAGUGCUAAAACGAUAGAACAAUAAUAAAACUAAACUUUCAAAAAUGCAUUACUUUUUUCUUGUUAUCUAAAGUCCUAAAAAAUAAUCAUGCAUUAUAUUGUCUUGUGAAAACAUUAUACAUAGAAUGUAUAAGCAUUAGGUUCAGUUCAAUUAAAUUAGGUUAAGUUAGGCUAAGUUCAUUUGUUAGGUUAUGUUGUAAGAUCAAAUUAGUAAUCAAAGUAUGAGUAAUCUUUUUGUUUUUUUAGUAUUCUUUCUUUCCCACUUGUAAAGUAUAAACUGUAUGUAACUUUUUGUUUGUGCCCUUGGCUCUCAAAAUUAUAAAAUUUCAGGAUGAUGACACCAAACAGUUUAAUGGGAUAUGUUAACCAGGUUGACAUAAAAUAUAUCAAAAAAUUAACUAAUUUUUUGUGUAAUCUCCAUAUUUAGUUCUGUUUAAUUUUCCAUAUUUCAAUUUAUUUUAAGUGAUUUCAAUUUUUAUAGUUAAUAUAACAUGCUAAUAAUAAAAACUUGUGUCAUAUGAACAAUGUAACCAACAAAAUGCAAUGUAUAAUUAAAUAUAAAAUUGAUUUUUAUUUUACAUUUAAAAACAAAAGCAAUAAUUCAGCUUUAAUUACAACUUGGAUUUCAAAUGCUCAUCAAAUGUAAUAAAUAUAUCUGGAUUAUCUAGCAGUUAU
Mirounga angustirostris (Northern elephant seal) is the source of this 4870-nucleotide messenger RNA. It is a transcript of the gene LPAR4, whose product is annotated as lysophosphatidic acid receptor 4. The coding region runs from base 346 to 1458 and encodes 370 amino acids. Lineage: Eukaryota; Metazoa; Chordata; Mammalia; Carnivora; Phocidae. Gene Ontology annotation, cellular component: plasma membrane. Gene Ontology annotation, biological process: phospholipase C-activating G protein-coupled receptor signaling pathway; positive regulation of Rho protein signal transduction. Gene Ontology annotation, molecular function: lysophosphatidic acid receptor activity. The record is from RefSeq and is a predicted model, not a curated record. The transcript has 2 exons.